Messenger RNA from Aplysia californica (California sea hare), 357 nucleotides. RefSeq lists its product as uncharacterized. Lineage: Eukaryota; Metazoa; Mollusca; Gastropoda; Aplysiida; Aplysiidae. The record is from RefSeq and is a predicted model, not a curated record.
GUACAGGGCAACAAUGGUUUCGUACAGCAGCCGGUACCCGGCCCACAGAACGUGGUCAAUGAUGGUGGGACCGCAGAUCUUUACGAUAUGGAAGGGCCCGCCUACUAUUACUACUUUUACUAUGACGACGAUAACAAAGUCCCGAACAACAACCUCCCUGCCAAUGUUCCCGGAGCUCUUUUGGGCAAAGCAGUGGAAGAUUUCCAACCUGACAUGAAGGUUGAUGAGAACAUUGUUAAAGUGGAAGAGGGAAGUAAGAUUGCUGAUGGAGUCGACGCUUCUAAUCAAGUACACCAGGAUGGGAUUCCGGCGGGAAAUGACUCUGAGAAUUCUGUCAAUGAAGUCAACACAGACGAG